AUGUCUGCUGAUACCGAGAAUAAUACCAAGAAAUAUGAGGAAAAGAUACAACACAUCCCUGGAGAUGAUGUUGAAAGCAUAGCCUCCACUCAAAAAAGUAUGAUCGAGCCUCCAGAUGGUGGUCGAUCUUGGCUCGUGCUCGCUGGCUGCUGGUGUGGCCUUUUUUCAACCCAAGGUUAUUGGUAUACAUGGGGUACUUUUCUCAGAUACUACAAUGAAGAUGUCUUCCCCAACCAAAUGACGGCAUUGUCCUGGAUCGGUUCGCUGUGGCUGGCCAUGAGCGUGAUUCUCGGUCCAUUUUUCAACUACCUCGUUGCUCGUGUUGGAUACAGAUGGCUUUUGGGCACUGCUACUAUUUUAUGCUGUUUGGCCACCAUGAUGGCUAGUUUGGCUACUGAGAUUUGGCACUUGUAUAUCACCCAAGGUGCCAUGGCAGGUUUGGGUGCCUCUCUUGUAUGGUUUCCUUGUGUCAGUGCUGCUCAACAAUGGUUCUCAAAGCGACGUGGUUUGAGUGUGGGCAUUGCCCUCUCUGGUUCAGGUUGCGGUGGUCUUGUUUUCAGCAACCUUGCUCAAGCUGUGAUUGAUGCAUUGGAUUAUCGUUGGGCAUUACGUAUCAUGGGUUUCAUUAUUCUGGCCUUGCUCACUUUCAGUACUUGUGUCGUGCGUCCUCUUAACCUUCCUGACAAGCAUGUUCCCAUUAUCAACCUCAAGCCAUUCAAAAACUUUCAAUUUUGCUUGUUGUUCGUCGUCCAAUUCAUCACUAACUUUGCCUUUAACAUUCCUUCAAGCUUUUUGCCAUCGUAUGCCUCCGAAAUCGGUGCAAAGCCAAUGGUAUCAGCAAACAUGGGUGCUAUCAUGUCGGGUGUGAUGGUGAUUGGCAAGAUUGGCAGCGGUCUCAGCAGUGAUUACAUUGGCAGAGCCAACGUGACAGCCCUUGUCAUUCUCAUUUCAGGUAUUUUAUGCCUUGCACUCUGGCUAAACGCAUACACAGAGCCUGCCGUGUGGGCCUUUGGUAUUCUCUUUGGUAUCUUUGGUGGCGGUUACAUGGCUAUGGUGCCAGCCUUAUUGGCUCAAGUGGUGGGUCUUGAAGAAAUUGAAGCAGCCAACGGCCUCUUAUUCUUUGCUUGGCUUGUUGGUGGUAUCUUUGGUUCACCUAUUGCUUCUGAUCUCAUUGAUGAAAACUCACCCGACGGCCCUCACUAUGAUCGUGCCAUCAUUUUUGGUGGCGUUAUGAUGAUUGGCUCAGGCCUUAUAGCCUUGACGGUCCGUAUCUUACGCGGUGGCUUCAAUCCAUUCAAGAAAGUAUAA
Lichtheimia ornata is the source of this 1308-nucleotide messenger RNA. RefSeq lists its product as uncharacterized. NCBI's taxonomy places the organism in Eukaryota, Fungi, Mucoromycota, Mucoromycetes, Mucorales, Lichtheimiaceae. Gene Ontology annotation, molecular function: transmembrane transporter activity. Bases 1 to 1308 code for a protein of 435 amino acids. Gene Ontology annotation, biological process: transmembrane transport. Gene Ontology annotation, cellular component: fungal-type vacuole membrane. The record is from RefSeq and is a predicted model, not a curated record. The transcript has 7 exons.